Molecule: messenger RNA, 258 nt
Organism: Parnassius apollo (apollo)
Lineage: Eukaryota; Metazoa; Arthropoda; Insecta; Lepidoptera; Papilionidae
Source: the annotation of a GenBank genome assembly
AUGAGAUUUGAGAAAAGUAUUUCCCUUCAAGAGGAGCUACAAGAAUCGUUGGCAGCAUUGAAAAAGCCCAAUCGUUCAACAAAUUCUGCAAAUUCAUUGGAGUUGGAGAUACUCAUUAAAAAAGAGAUGAAUUUGCAUGAAGCUGGAGGGGUUAAAGGUGAACUCCUUGAGUUUGUACACAACUGUUUGUCGAAUGUGGUUCAGACUAGUGUAGAGGCAGAAAGAGCAUUUUCGGCCGCGGGGGUACUUGGCCUGUAA